GUCUUUUUCCACACAGAGAUUAGUUGUCUGCUCUUUUCUUAGCUUGUUUGCUUACUUCUAUGCAGUCAAGUAGUUAUUUGGGCUUUUAUUGACGUGCAGCUCGACAAAAAAAAAAAAAAAAUUAACGCGAUAGUUGAACUGCACGUAACAUACUGGCGUGUUGCCAGAUUUUUGUCACAAACCAAGCAACAUUUUGGAAAGCAAGAUUAAUCAUCAACAAUGGAGGUGCAAAGAAUCGUUCUUAAUUCCCGACCCGGCGCUAACAGGGUGCCAGUUCCUGAAAAUUUCCGCCUGGAGAGGGCGACUUUACCUCUUGACCUGAAAGAGGGAGAGGUUCUGUUCCGGACGGUUUUCCUGUCAGUGGACCCUUACAUGCGCUGCAGAAUGAAUGAAGAUACCGGAGUUGACUACCUGACUCCCUGGCAGGUGUUUGAGUGUUUGGACGGUGGUGGCGUGGGCGUGGUCGAGUCCAGCCGCUGCAGUGAAUAUGCUGUGGGAGACGUGGGAUAUUCUUUUAACUGGCCCUGGCAGACCCAUGCUGUUUUAAAGGGAAGCAUUUUGCAGAAGCUGGAUCCACAGAUGGUUGAUGGACGCCUGUCCUACGCUUUGGGUGCAGUUGGCUUAACAGGCCUCAGUGCAUUUCUGGGUAUCAGGGAGAAGGGUCAUAUUACCAAAGGGGCCAAUCAGACCAUGGUCGUAAGCGGUGCAGCCGGUGCAUGUGGUUCCAUAGCUGGACAGAUUGGUCGGUUGGAUGGUUGCGUGAGGGUGGUUGGGAUCUGUGGUUCUGAGGAGAAGUGUAAAGUUUUAGUGGAUGAUUUGGGCCUCUCUGCAGCCAUCAACUAUCGGCAAGAUGACAUCCCCACGAGACUGAAGGAGUGCUGCCCUGAUGGCAUCGAUGUUUACUUUGACAAUGUGGGAGGACCCAUCAGUGAUACUGUAAUAAAACAGAUGAACAACGGGAGUCACGUGAUUCUGUUCGGGCAGAUCUCUCAGAGCAACAAGGAUUUGCCGUACCCUCCGCCACUGAGUGAUGAGACACAGGAAACUCUGCAACGUAAGAACAUCACUCGGGAACGUUUCACGGUGAUUAACUACAUGGACAAAGCCGAGGCAGCUCUCCUUCAGCUCAGCCACUGGGUUAAAUCAGGUGAACUCAAGGUGUUAGAAAGUGUCAUAAACGGCAUUGAAAAUAUGGGAGUGGCGUUUUGCUCAAUGAUGAAAGGGGGAAACAUUGGCAAGCAAAUUGUAAAGAUCUCAGAUUGAAGAAAAUCGUAGCUAGGUAACAGCAAAUUAAUCAACUGUUCUCCUUUUUAACACACACUCAAUGAAAAUUAGCACGGCGCAUGUGUUUGAUGGCACUUAUCAAUCAUCAACUGCAAUUUAGGAGCGAAAUUUUCAUAUUAAUCCUUUUGUGCUCUUGAGAAAACAAAAACAUAAGGUGCAUUUAACAUGAAGAAAUUGCUGCUGCAGCUCAAUAAAACUGAGUUGGAAUGUUUCA
Thalassophryne amazonica is the source of this 1498-nucleotide messenger RNA. RefSeq names its product prostaglandin reductase 2 (gene ptgr2). Gene Ontology annotation, biological process: prostaglandin metabolic process. NCBI's taxonomy places the organism in Eukaryota, Metazoa, Chordata, Actinopteri, Batrachoidiformes, Batrachoididae. The record is from RefSeq and is a predicted model, not a curated record. Bases 220 to 1263 code for a protein of 347 amino acids. Gene Ontology annotation, molecular function: 15-oxoprostaglandin 13-reductase [NAD(P)+] activity. The transcript is spliced from 8 exons.